AUGGAAAGACCUCUUCAGCCACCAACGCUAUUCAAGCCCAUUUCCUCAGUCCCCGUCACAGACGAGCAGGCUCAAAUAUUACUCAACGCCUUCCUCGACAACUACAAAGAUCCUACGCCUACGAAAGCAGCUCUCGAGAGACUGAGAGCUGGUAUGCUUGGUGAGGAUGUUGAAUACGACCAGUAUGAGCAGGACGAGCCUCAAAUUCUUUUACGGAUGGGUCCCCUUGAACAUCGUAAAUCAUCUCAAGUUGUCUCUGACUCCCAAAUCAGCACUCGGGGUCUCACCAGAGCUAUUUGGCUACUAAAGUGA
This is a messenger RNA of Wallemia ichthyophaga EXF-994, 312 nucleotides long. RefSeq lists its product as uncharacterized. NCBI's taxonomy places the organism in Eukaryota, Fungi, Basidiomycota, Wallemiomycetes, Wallemiales, Wallemiaceae. The transcript has 2 exons. The record is from RefSeq and is a predicted model, not a curated record. Bases 1 to 312 code for a protein of 103 amino acids.